Carassius gibelio (silver crucian carp) is the source of this 2226-nucleotide messenger RNA. RefSeq lists its product as uncharacterized. The transcript has 2 exons. Lineage: Eukaryota; Metazoa; Chordata; Actinopteri; Cypriniformes; Cyprinidae. The record is from RefSeq and is a predicted model, not a curated record. The coding region runs from base 208 to 2226 and encodes 672 amino acids.
GUGGUAAACAGCAAGGAUGGAGGACCUUAUGCUGUCAGAACCCUAUUGGGAUGGGUUAUUAAUGGACCACUAAGAGGAGGCAAUGAGACUGGAAGUAGCUACCCUACCAGUACAGUCAAUCGAAUAUCUAUUGCUAACAUAGAGGAACUGUUGGUGAAGCAAUAUAACCAUGACUUUAAUGAGAAAUUAACAGAGGAAAAGCCAGAAAUGUCUAGAGAAGAUGUCAAGUUUAUGGAGAUCAUGAACAGUUCAGUUGAACUCUGCAAUGGUCAUUACUGCAUGAGAUUACCUUUCAGGGAGGAAAAUGUUAUCAUGCCCAACAACCGUCAUGUUGCUGAACAAAGGGCCCUCUGUUUGAAAAGGAAAUUAAUGAAAAAUGCUACCUUUAAAGAAGAAUAUACUCACUUUGUGAGUGAUGUCAUAAAUAAAGGAUAUGCAGAAAAGGUGCCAGAAAAUCAAAGGAAAGGAAAAGAAGGAAAAGUCUGGUACGUCCCGCAUCAUGGCGUGUACCAUGCAAAAAAGGGAACGUUGCGGGUAGUAUUUGACUGUGGUGCAAGCUUUAAGGGGAUGUCGCUCAACAGUCAGCUACUUCAGGGACCUGAUUUGACAAAUUCAUUGCUUGGAGUUCUGAUUAGGUUUCGUCAAGAAGUUGUAGCAGUGAUGGCUGAUAUACAGGCGAUGUAUCAUCAAGUUAAAGUGACAAAACAGGAUGUUGAUUUUCUUCGCUUCCUGUGGUGGCCAACUGGCGAAUUAACACAACAUCUUACUGAAUAUAGAAUGAUUGUUCAUCUGUUCGGUGCAAUAUCAUCACCCAGCUGUGCCAGUUUUGCCCUAAGAAAAACCGCUGAGGACAACAGGGCAAAGUUUCCAGUACACGUGACGGACACGAUCAAGCACAAUUUCUAUGUGGAUGACUGCUUGAAGUCCCUACCUUCAGAAGCAGAGGCCAUAGCCCUGGUAAGAGAUCUGACAACUGUAUGCCAGUCAGGGGGGUUUCGGCUGGUGAAAUGGAUUAGCAACAGCAGGUCAGUGUUGGAAUCUAUUGAUGUGGAAAAAAGAGCUAAAGAAGUGAAACAAUUGAAUCUCGACAGAGAUAAUCUCCCUGUCGAGAGAACACUUGGACUGCAAUGGUGUGCAGAAACUGACACCUUUAGGUUCAAAAUGGCAGUCCAGGAAAGACCACUGACAAGACGAGGUAUCUUGUCUGUAAUAAGCUCCGUGUACGAUCCCAUUGGAUUUUUAGCACCCUUUGCUUUACCUGCCAAGUUGAUGCUGCAAAAUCUCUGUAGGUUGAACUGUGGUUGGGAUGAUCACAUUUCCCCAAACUGCCAACUACAGUGGGUAGGGUGGCUAGAAGAUUUAAGAAAGCUUAGUACAUUUAGCAUACCAAGAUGCAUUAAGCCAAAAGAUUUUGGACCGCUUACCAGUGCCCCAUUACAUCACUUCUCUGAUGCCAGCGAGGACGGAUAUGGUACAGUAUCAUACCUGAGGAUGCAGAAUGACAAGAAGAAAAUUCAUCUUGCCUUUAUUCUAGGAAAAGCAAGAGUUGCUCCAUUAAAGAAAGUGACAAUCCCAAGGAUGGAGCUAACUGCUGCUGUGCUUGCAGUUCGAAUUGAUAGGAUGUUGAAAACAGAAUUGCAGCUGGAGUUGGAGAAUUCUACUUUUUGGAGCGACAGCACAACUGUACUGAAGUACAUUAGGAAUGAAACAAAGCGUUGUCAUACCUUUGUGGCCAAUAGGAUCUCAACAAUAAGAGAAACCACUGCUGUUUCACAGUGGAGGUAUGUUGAUACAAAGCAGAAUCCUGCUGAUGAGGCUUCACGUGGGGUAAAAAUUGAGUACCUGCUCACAGGAAAUAAAGUUGAUACCCAUGUAGUGGAGUUGGAGGAUUUAGAUGAGAGCAGAUCUGAGAAAGAAGGUAAUGGCGUAGACAUGUGGCAACAAAUAGAAGAGGAAACGGCCAGUAAAGCCUCCAGAGCAGAAUCAGAUCCUGAUUUAUCGUCAAAUAGUGAAAUCGACGACACUGUCUUGAAUGAGGACUAUACACCUGAGAAAGAUGACAGCCCAGAUAAUGGUAGUGAUACAGACACAGCUCAAGGAGCUGUCAGUGAAGGAGAUGCAGGAGAUGUACUUGAAACUUCUGCCGUUCAACGUCAUAGGCGCCCAAGGCCAGAUAUGUGGACGAGAGAGCUGAUAAAGGAGAAGCGUCUUAAGGGGGAGAAUUAG